Molecule: messenger RNA, 6926 nt
Organism: Pseudopipra pipra
Lineage: Eukaryota; Metazoa; Chordata; Aves; Passeriformes; Pipridae
Gene: SMC5
Product: structural maintenance of chromosomes 5
Exons: 24
Coding region: 17-3250 (1077 amino acids)
Biological process (GO): double-strand break repair via homologous recombination
Cellular component (GO): nucleus; Smc5-Smc6 complex
Molecular function (GO): single-stranded DNA binding; ATP hydrolysis activity; ATP binding
Source: RefSeq, a predicted model, not a curated record
GGUGGGAGAGAGGGUGAUGGAGGCCAAGAUGGCGGCGGCCGAGGAGGAGCCCGCGCGGGAAGAUGGCAGCGCAGACAGGAGGGCCGCGAAGGGCGGCAAACCACCUCAGCCUUUCGUCCUGGGCUCCGUCGUUCGGAUCUUCAUGAAGAACUUCCUAAUAUAUGAUAGCUGUGAAGUAUAUCCGGGGCCCAACCUCAACGUGGUUGUAGGUGCUAAUGGAACAGGGAAGUCAAGCAUUGUUUGUGCCAUCUGCCUGGGACUGGCUGGGAAACCUUCUUUCAUAGGGCGGGCCGAUAAGGUUGGUCUCUUUGUAAAGCAGGGAUGCACUAAAGGUUUAGUGGAAAUUGAACUGUUUAAGCCACCAGGCAAUAUUAUUAUCACCCGUGAGAUUCAAGUGAUGAACAACACAUCAUCGUGGUGGAUCAACAGAAAGCCAGCAACCCUGAAAGCAGUAGAAGAACACAUUGCAGCUUUAAACAUCCAGGUGGACAAUCUGUGCCAUUUUCUUCCUCAGGACAGAGUUGGAGAAUUUGCAAAACUGAGUAAGAUUGAAUUGCUUGAAGCCACUGAAAAAUCGAUUGGUUCUCGAGAAAUGUACCAGUUCCACUGCAAACUAAAAAGCUUCCGAGAAAGGGAAAGAGAGCUGGAGCACUUGUGCAGAGAAAAAACUACCUCAUUGGAGAAAAUGAAACAGAUGAUUGAACGAUACAAGCAAGAUGUUGACAGAUACCUAGAGCACAAGAGCCACAUAGACUUGAUAGAGAUGCUUGAGAGGAAAAGGCCUUGGUUGGAAUAUGAAAAUGUUCGUAUGCAGUAUAUGGAAGUGAAACAGCGCAGAAACAAAGCCAAGAAAACCCUGGAGAUUCUGAAAGAAAGACAGUUCCCAACGGCAAAAAAAAUCCAAGAAGCUGAAGAAAAUUUGAACAGUUUGGAUUUGAAAACAAGAGAUAAUACUGCUAAAAUCAUAGAGGUUUCCCAGAGAAUUAAACAGAAGCAAGAUGCUUUGGAGAUGAAAGAAAAAAAGAUUGAAGAAAUUAAGCAAGCACUGAGAAUGAAAAAAGAUGAAGAAAUGGACAGACAGAAGAAAAUACACACUACUCAGGAGAUAAUAGAGACGUGGAAGAAUGAGCUGAACACAAUGGCAGUAUGUGAGAAUCUUCAGCCACAAAUUGAUGCUAUUAAUAAUGAGCUGAAAAAAUUACAAGAAGAAAGGACAAAUAUUGAUAGUGAUAUCAGUGAUCUAAGAGCAGAGAAAAGGAAUCAAGAGAGAGAAGAGAAAAGAAUAAUUGAUCACCUUGGAAAACUUAAUAAUAUAAUGAAAAUGAAGGAGGAGAACCUCAAAGGGAGAUUCCUGGACACAUACUCUGCUCUUACGUGGCUAAGAAAGAACAAAGACAAGUUUAAAAAAAAAGUUUAUGAACCCAUGAUGCUUGAAAUCAAUCCAAGAAACAGUAGACAUGCUAAAUAUAUUGAAAACCACAUUUCAAGUGAUGACAUGAGGGCUUUUGUUUUUGAGAGUCAAGAAGAUAUGGAAGUGUUUCUUGUAGAGAUACGUGAUCAUCAGAAACUAAGAGUGAAUGCUGUAUGCGCACCUGCUGCAUCAUGUGCUGAAAGCCUCCCUUCAAGACCUAUUGAGGAAUUACACCAGUAUGGAUUUUUCUCAUAUUUACGAGAGUUAUUUGAUGCUCCUCGUCCUGUGAUGAGUUAUCUUUGUUACCAAUAUCAUGUUCAUGAAGUUCCUGUGGGAACAGAGAAGACCAGAGACAUGAUUGAAAGGGUCAUACGAGAAACCAAAUUUAGGCAAAUAUACACAGCGGAAGAAAGAUAUAUUAUUAAAGUAUCUUCUUAUACAAAUCGAACCCUCUCUACUAACACAUUCCUGAGGGCAGCACAGUUUCUCAGUGGUUCUGUGGAUACAGAUGAAAGAAGGCAGUUGGAAAGCCAGCAACAGGACAUCAAUAACAUGUCGAAGUCAUUGGAUAUGCGUUUGACUACGUUGUUUGAGAGACAGAAACAUCUGGAACACAGAGACAAUGAGCUCAGGCAACAGAAGAAGGACCUUUUAGAGAGAGGAAACAGAAGGAGACAAUUGGAAUCAAAAAUGGCUUUGAAGUAUGAUAGUUUAAGACAGCUGGAACAAGAUGCUAUUGAUGUAGAGAAGGAAUCUCAACUGGCAAAUCUAAAGAUCAAAGAAAUAAAUAAGCAGAAAGCAGAACUCGUUACUGAGUUUAUGUAUCUCACAAAGGAUAUCAUUCCACUGAGCAUCCUCAAAGGGGUUUUGACUCUUCGAAGGAGUAAGGUGAUUGCUGAGAAGGCCAGACUAGAAUCAGAGUAUAAACCAGGAACUGUACAGCUAAAAGCUGCAGAGCAAUGGUUUCAUGAACUGGAUGAUAAGAAGCGAGUUCUUUAUGAGAACUGCAAGGAGCUGAUGAAGCAAGCUCAACAGGUCUGCAAAUUGAGUCCAGAUCAAGAUUUUCCAAGAGAAUUGCAAAUUAGUUUUCAGGCUCUUCCAAACACAUUGGAGGAAAUUGAUGCUCUUCUGAACGAAGAGAAGACCAGGGCCUCCUGUUUCACAGGCCUGAAUGCUUCAGUUGUUGAAGAAUACAAUAAGCAAACACAAGAAAUACAGCAGUUGACAAAAUAUCUAGAGGAAAAGAAAAAUGAAUUGAAUAACUUUAGGCAAAGCAUUUCAGAGGUCAAAGAAAGGUGGCUAAACCUCUUGAAAGGCAUGAUUGAACAAAUUAAUGCUAAGUUCAGUAAGUUCUUUAGUUCUAUGCAGUGUGUUGGUGAAGUUGAUCUUCAUGUGGAAAAUGAGGAGGAGUACGACAAGUAUGGGAUUCGCAUUAGAGUCAAAUUCCGCAGUGGCACUGAACUUCAUGAAUUGACUCCAUAUCAUCAGAGUGGAGGUGAGAAGAGUGUUUCCACUAUGUUGUACCUGAUGGCUCUACAAGAACUCAACACAUGUCCUUUCAGGAUUGUUGAUGAAAUAAAUCAGGGAAUGGAUCCAGUGAAUGAGAGAAGAGUUUUUCAAAUGGUUGUCGAAACUGCUUGUAAAAAAAAGGCAUCUCAGUACUUCCUCAUUACACCAAAGCUCCUGUGGAAUCUCACUUACAGUGACAAGAUGACUGUGCUGUUUGUCUACAGUGGACCUUUUAUGGUGGAGUCAAAAAAAUGGAACACAAAGUAUUUCAUGAAGCGACGACGUCGACUUUCAAGGAUGGCUGAACAGUGUAUAGCUACAGAUAUGUAGCUAUAUAUAUAAAAUGUUUCUGUAGAAACAUAUAUAUAAAAAUGUUUAUAUAUAUAAAAUUUUUCUGUAGACCUUUUUUGAAACAUUUGCCUUUCAAGACUCCAGAAGUUGUCAAAGAGGAGAACCUGCAAAGAAUUGAUAAUUAAGAACAUGAAUCUUAAAAUUUACACAAAUGUAUGACAGAUUUGAAGUGCAUGAUUUCUUUUUGAAGCCUAUCAUAGUGGUCACUUUCUCUGAAGAACUUGCUUUUUCUCAAUGAUAGGUUUAAAUAAAAAAGGAAAUUUCUUGUAUUUUUCUGUUUGGUUUUUUUUCAGUAAUGCAGCAUCAGAAGUACAGUUAAUUUUUCUAGGUUAUGCUGGACUAAUUCUAUUACCGUUGUUUUUUGGAGUCCGUUUUUUUUUUCCCCGAAAAAAUGCAAUUAGCUUUUGGUAAAUAGUCUUCAUUUACCACAGAUAUGGAUGUUAUCUAAAGUUCCCCUAUUGAAAUGUAACCUUUUUUAAUUAGUUCAGAUGAUCUGUAGGAAGAGAAAGAUUUGUAAGUAGCUGAGCACUGGUUUUUAUUUUGUGAAAAUACACCUGAACUUAAUAUAAAGAAUACGGUUCUAUGAAUGUAUUACUCUUGAGUAUAUACUUUAUAAUCAUUAUUUAUCAUUUUUGACAUAAUGUUUCAUUUUGUAGUCCUCAAGGGAUAAGGUCACAAAAUCACAAAUAUUUGACAGAAGAGCUAAAAGAGUGUGGAAACUUGAGCUCUGGUCCAGGGUUUGGGUUGGUCAGCAGAGUUUCCUCAACAUAAUUAAAAUUGCAGGUCUGUCUGUCUGUCCAGUGUAUUGCAGGGUCUUUGUUUUAUAUGUGUUCUUUGAUAGACAAAAUACUUUGCUUCUUGUAACCCUGAACUUUAAGGUGGUUGUUUUGUUAUGUUUUUCAUUUUUAUUUUUAGGGAGUUGUAAAAACAGACAUUCUGUUUAGUUUCGGAGCAUCACUGUAUGAAAAGUGCAAUUUGCUUUCAGUGUCUAAAUAAGUGAAACUACUUACACGAACAUGUGUUAAGACUUGGUUCUUCUGCGACUAGAGAGCACUAUCUAUUCUUAAUGCUGUCAUGUUAGAACUUCAUGGGAUUUCUUCUUUGAUUUCAGUUCCUUUCUCAUGUUUCAAACUGAGGUAGGAAAUAGAAGUGACUUAUUUCAAGAGGAUGACACUUCAGAUCCUGUCUCAAAAAAUUACCUCUUGUGGAUACGUGGCUGCCACACUGCACAAGUGAAGAGGUGUUUGCUUUUUCCUUGAAGCCAUUGACCACAGGUGCUGAUUUCAUUGUAUCUUACUGCAAUCUUAAUACAAUACUGUCAUUCAUAUUAACUUACCCUAGGCAGUGUAAUGAGCUGCAAAACUACCACUGUCAUGGUACUAACAAAUAGAUCUUCAGUGUCCAGCAGCUCUCCUACCUGAGGCCUCUGAGGGAGGUCUGUAUAUGGAAGCAGCCAUUGCUGUUUGCAGUGGGCUGCACAACGUGGCUGUGGCCUCCUAUACACUGGGUCCUGUUAGUCACCUGCUGAUUUGUGUGAGAGGUGCAUCCAGAGACCUUCUGGUGUAAAGGGGAGCCUUUUGAACUUGGUAGUGUAUUCAAACUUGAAAAUCCACAUGGAGUUGCCAAAUGUAGCUGCAGUGUCACAGAGCAUUCUCUACCAGCUAACAGGGCCCUUCUGUGCUGCCAGCUUCCUCAUGCUUUGCUACUGACAUUCAGCUCUUGCUAUAAAAACCCAUGGAAUUGAUUUCAAUGUAACUUCGAGGAGGGGAGAAUGAGUGGGAGUUAAGGUUAAAUAUACAUGUGAUAUCCAGCUUUCCCUGCUGACUAGACAGGAGGGACAUCUCAAAAAUGUAGAAGUGGAAAGACCCCAAAUAGUCUUAACAGCUGAUGUAUAAAUUGAGCUUUCUCAAAAAAUAGGUGCUCUGUUGUUUAGACCAGCUGAAGACUAGGGCUAAGAUCUUCUUCCACCAGCAUCUGCAGUUCUAACAAGCAUCUGUCUCUGCUUAUGUAUUGCAACAGAGAGAAAGAGCAUGGAAAUUGUGACUUACUGAGAAAUAAAAAGAUCUUGGGGGAAAAAAAAGGCAUUUAAUACAACAUGUACUUGUGCAGGUACAUUAUUGUUAUUUAGGAGAGAUUGCUUAGUCAAAACAACAAACUACAAUGAGGAGAGACCCUUGCACCACUACACUGCUUUUAACAUGCUUAGAUGAAGCUUAGUUUUGUACUGGAAAUAAAAUAAAUGUGUCCUGACAAAUUUGUUCCUGACUGGAAACAUCUGUUCUCCAAGCUUUUAGAGUUAAUGAGAGAUGACAGAGCUGGGCUGGGCUGCAGGAUGCUUACUGAGAAGUAUGGUAGAUGCUCUUUAGAGGCUGGGAUAGGCACCUGCUCCAGGCCUCACAGCAAGUGGUACUUAGAGUUAACACUACUAGAGGCUUUUGUCUUUGGUUUAUUCCAAGAUGCCUUCUGUUCCUCUUGAAGUAAAAUUCUCCAGUUGUCCAGUCUUUCUUCUGUUGAUCUAUUUGUUACCCCCACCAGGCCCGUGGGUUUUUUUGACAAGUGCACUGGUUUGGGCUGGGAUAGAGUUAAUUUUCUUCAUAGUAGCUUGUAUGGGGUUAUGUUUUGGGUCUGUGACCAAGAACACUGUUGGUAAUAUAGGGAUGUUUUGGCUAUUGCUGAGCUGUGAUUGCACUGCAUUGAGUCCUUUCCUGGUUCUUGCACUACCCCACUAACACAAGAAGUUUAUAAGAAGAUGGGAGGGGACACAGGUAGGACAGCUGACCCCAGCUGACGAGAGGGCUAUCUCGUGCUGUAUGACAUUGUCCUCAGCAGUGAAAGCCAGGGGACGAAGAAGGGACAUUUGGAAUUAUGUCGUCUCAAGUAGCCACUGUGUGGGAUGGAGCCCUGCUUUUCUGGAGGACUAGCUGAACACUUGUCUGUUGAUGGGAAAUAGUGAAUGAAUUCCCCAUUUUGCUUUGCUUGUGCAUGCAGCUUUUGCUGUAGUUAUUAAACUGUCUUUAUCUCAAUCCACAAGUUUUCCCAUUUUUAUCCUGAGUCUCUGGCCCAUCCCACUGGGGGAGGGUGAGCAAGUGGCUGCCUGGCACUGACCUGCUACCUAGGAUUAACCCACAGUGUAUAUUGGUCUCAAAACAUGACAUUAUGCCCUUCAUUAUUGCACCUGGAGCUACAUAAAAUGGUGGCAAAUAUCUUUGCUCAUUGUGUACUCAGAAGAGCAAGUCACCUGCUCACAGGGAAGCAUGGAUAUGAGAACAUGGCAAGUUAGCUGGAAAGGAAUGACAGAAUUCACUUUGUUGGGGAUAAGGAACCAUGCACAGUGGCAGUCAGAGCUGAUUUUGCAAGAAGAAAGAAGGGAACAGAUGAUAACUCAGGGUGGCAGAAGAUAUCAAGGAGCCUUGGAAAAGAACAAAGAGCAGAAGAGGGCACAGGCAAUGUGCAACAUGAAUGGUUCAAAGCAAAUCAGGAUGAUGUAAUUUAAAAGGGAAAAGUCUCCAAUUCCCCCUUCCCCAAUUUGUAACCAAAGCUGUAGACUGUGAACAGUAUGCAGCUUGAUCUUAACUGCAGUCCAUUAGCACUGGUUUGCCUCAGUUUGGGUCAUGUAAUAGCUUUUUCAUGGAAAAUAAAGGGUUUUUUGACUGUU